Molecule: messenger RNA, 1788 nt
Organism: Pectinophora gossypiella (pink bollworm)
Lineage: Eukaryota; Metazoa; Arthropoda; Insecta; Lepidoptera; Gelechiidae
Gene: Tra2
Product: transformer-2 protein homolog beta
Exons: 8
Coding region: 142-969 (275 amino acids)
Biological process (GO): positive regulation of mRNA splicing, via spliceosome
Cellular component (GO): spliceosomal complex
Molecular function (GO): RNA binding
Source: RefSeq, a predicted model, not a curated record
UCGACGCCAUUUUGUUUUUCAAUUUUUGCUGGCCGCGUUCGAGUGUGCUUGUUAAUUUUUAUUUGAAUAUUUCCUCGCGUAAUAAUAGAUUGAAAAGGUGUUGUUUAGCUUUCUUUUGUGCUACAAAGCUGCGUGAUCGUCAUGUCUGAUCGUGAGAGGAGUCGCUCCAGGACCCGUAACGGUUCGCGGGAGCCCCCGCCGAAGCCGCCGACGAUGUCGCGCGGUCACAGCAGAAGCCGGUCGAGGACGCCACCCCCGCCAAAAUCAUCGAGCAGGAAGUACCGCAGCCCGUCCCCCGCCGCUCGAUCCCGGUCUCGCUCGGGGUCGGCGCGGCGCGGGUACAGGUCGCGCUACUCCCGCAGUCGCUCGCGCUCGUACUCGCCGCGCGGCUCCUACCGCCGCAGCCACAGCCACAGCCCCAUGUCGAGCCGCCGGCGCCACCUAGGCGACAGGGUAACGUCUUAUGAAAACCCUACACCGUCCAGGUGCCUGGGAGUAUUCGGACUCAGUCUGUACACAACUGAACAGCAAAUAAACCACAUCUUUUCCAAAUACGGACCCGUCGAGAAGGUGCAAGUCGUCAUUGAUGCUAAAACGGGCCGCUCCCGAGGCUUCUGCUUCGUGUACUACGAGUCUCAGGAUGACGCGAAGGUGGCCAAGAACGAGUGUACCGGCAUGGAGAUUGACGGGCGGCGCAUCCGCGUCGACUUCUCUAUUACGCAGCGCGCGCACACGCCCACGCCUGGUAUCUACAUGGGGAAGCCUACGAGUGUCAGCCGAGGCGACAACGGAUACGACAGACGCGGGCGCGACAGAGAUGACUACUACUACCGCGGCGGCGGCGGCGGCGGCGGCUACCGAGACCGCGACUACUACCACCGCGGGUACCGGCACCGCUCGCCUUCGCCGCACUACCGGCGCUCGCGCCGUUACGAACGUGAGCGAUCCUACUCACCCCGUCGUUAUUAGUAAGUUCGCGAUGCUGAGUACUUCUUCAGACAUAGAUUUUGAUACACCACACCCCAAAAUGUCUCCGGCCUCCUUUAUGCAUUUACUUAUGUUGUACCUGUAAGGGCCGGAUUAGAUAUUAUAAUGAUUGUUAAUGAAUUGGAAGUGUAAUUAAAGCGAGAUUGGGGCCGCUCGCUGCGGCCGCGCUCGGUCUGGCCUCAGAGUCAAAUUCUUUAUGUUUUAUAGACGUGAUACAAAGGGUCUAGAUAUAAGUUAGUAUGUAAUCGCCCCUUGCGGGGCGUAGUUGCCUCUAGGAUGUAAAAUUAGUACUAAUAAAGUUUUAACACUAAGUCUAAUAUUGAUUUUGUUUGUUUGAAAAGGUAUUGAAACAAGAAGUAAAGGAUGAAGUUCCUUGAAACUAACUGUUGAAGUUUUGAAAAUGUUUGCUUGAAAAGUCCUUUCGAAAAUGGCGGUUGCCGAAAACCCCGACCGGCCGGUGAUUGCCGAAAAGAAAAUGUCGGUGGCGAAGCGAAGUUUUCGGAAAAUUCUUGGCAUUGUCGAAGCGAAAAGAAUAUGAUCAAGUUCCCCGUUAGGGAGGUCCGAAGCCCAAGCUCCAAGACACUUGAAGAGAGAAGCGCGCCUAGAUCAUAUUCUUUAUCUUCCGACUCGAACACUUUACACCUUACCUACAAGCUUUGAUAAAUAUCCGAGUGAUACUUUGCGUUUUCCAAUCACAGUAUCUAUGUAUGUACCUAUCUGAUGUCGAGUCAGUGGCGACACAUUCACAUUAUUUUUAGUUUAGUUUUGUGAUCAAUUGUUAAUAAACAAUAGUUAAUGUCA